Molecule: messenger RNA, 902 nt
Organism: Drosophila ficusphila
Lineage: Eukaryota; Metazoa; Arthropoda; Insecta; Diptera; Drosophilidae
Product: INO80 complex subunit B
Exons: 2
Coding region: 107-880 (257 amino acids)
Biological process (GO): chromatin remodeling
Cellular component (GO): Ino80 complex
Source: RefSeq, a predicted model, not a curated record
AAUGCCCCAAAUAUAGCCGUUUCAAUUUCAACGGUAUUCAUUUAUAAAUAAAUUGAUGAAAAUCAAUAUUUAUUUUUAUCUGGACUCUUAUGUAAAGUAAAUUCAAAUGGUUAGGGAAGAGCAUCAUAAGAGGACGGUGGUGCAGACGGGCAAUGAUAACAUCCUCGAGUUUCCGUACAUCCGCACAAGGAAUACAUACACAAAAAAAUCGACACAAAUGGCUAGUUCGCCAAACAAUGUUUUCAAAAAAGUUAAACGGCGAAGAAAUAGUGCAACUUCGAGUGACGAAGAAAGAUGGCUAAACGCCAUAGAAACUGGUAAACUGGAAGAUGUUGACGAAGAACUGAAAAAAAUUAAAGAUCCCAAACUGAUGACAGCUCGUCAACGUGCUAUGUAUGAACGAACACAGGAUGCAGAUAUAAGUGGCUUUGUUGAAGAACUAAUUGCCCUCCCAAGUGGUUACAAAGAAAAGGAAAAACCACAAACGGCAGAGGAAAUUCAAAAGGCUGCUCUUAAAUCACAGAAACGUAAACAACAAGCUGACGAACGGCGUGAAAAAGAUAAACAAAAAACCAUGGAGCGGUUGUUGAAAAAACAAGAAAGCAACAAGCAACGCUGUGCGAUUCGCCAUAAACAAUCACGAAAGUUAUUGUAUCCAAAAAUUACAUACAUUAGUGCUAUAAAAGGCAACUACAUUAGAGUCCCACCAGGUCACGAGUUUCCCCUAAAAGCUCAAAUGCCCCGCGCACCACCUUGCCCACAAUUUUGCCAUGUAAAAGGUUGCGGAAAUCGUAAGGCAUAUACGUGUUCGACCACAAAAGUUCCAUUGUGCAGUAUUGCAUGCUAUCGCAAAAAUUUUUCACUACAUUUAAACCAAUAAAAUAAGAUUCGCUUGGACCAAA